CUCUCCCCCCUCUGAGACCUCUGAUAUUUCUAUAUCUUUCUUUCUCUGUGUCUCUACGAUCACGAUCAGACGGUCCAGAAUGCACGGAGUCUCUGCUGCUUGAUUUCUGUGGUUUUAUAGCCUGAAACCCCCAGAUCCCGCAUCUCCGCGCCCAGAUCUUGCUUACGGGUUUCUUGUUUUCCUUGCGGCGAACAUGGAGGCCAACCAUGGUUCAGUGGUAGUUAUGCUUGGUUACGGGGCGCUAAAGUGCGCCGGGGAGGCUUUAGCGACUUUGCUUCUAUCGGCUCUGGUCAAAGCCCAGCUUUUCGCUCCGGAUCCUAUCAUCAAAGGAGAUCAACAUGCUCAAUGCCAAGACAAGCAAGUUGAUGCUGACGGAGACGAUGGCAAUGAGGAUGAUGGGGACGACGAUGAAGAGGGGAAUGGUGGAUUUGAAGAAGGCGAAGAGGACCUCUCGUCUGAAGAUGGAGGGGAAUACGGUAGCAACCCCAACAACAAUAAGAGCAACCCAAAGAAGGGUCCGGAUGGUGGGGCGGCAGGCGGAGCCGAAGAGAACGGCGAAGAGGAAGAGGACGACGAAGAAGACGGCGAGGAUCAAGAUGAUGACGAGGAUGGUGAUGAUGAUGAUGACGACGACGAUGAUGGCGGGGAAGAGGACGAGGAGGAAGAAGGCGUAGAUGAGGAAGAGAACGAGGAGGAAGAAGAUGAGGAUGAGGAAGCACUGCAGCCCCCAAAGAAGAGGAAGAAGUGAAAAACUAGAGCUGAGGAGCCUCCCCACAAGUACUGUGGCUCUAUGUGACUUGUUACCUAACUUCACGAUCGUAUUUUAGCAUUAUGAUGAGGAGGCUUUUUUUAGGACCAUGGUUUUAUUGGUAAUUAUAUUUCUAUUGCACGACUAGAGUACUGUAUAACUAUUGAGCUGAGGCAAUGAUAAAUUUGACAAAAAUGUUAUGGGUUUCGGUUUUAA
Corylus avellana is the source of this 964-nucleotide messenger RNA. RefSeq lists its product as uncharacterized. The record is from RefSeq and is a predicted model, not a curated record. Lineage: Eukaryota; Viridiplantae; Streptophyta; Magnoliopsida; Fagales; Betulaceae.